Molecule: messenger RNA, 1983 nt
Organism: Rubroshorea leprosula
Lineage: Eukaryota; Viridiplantae; Streptophyta; Magnoliopsida; Malvales; Dipterocarpaceae
Source: the annotation of a GenBank genome assembly
GUUAAUGGCAUUCCUACCUGUGCCAAUCCUAAUCUCGUACAGAAGACUGUACGGACUGAAUGGGCCUUAAAUGGGUAUGUUGUUUCUGAUUGUGAUGCCAUUCCAAACUUUUUCAAUAACCAGCAUUAUACAUCAACCCCAGAAGAAGCAGGCAAGCAGCUGCUGCAGCCAUUAAAGCAGGUGUGGACCUGGAAUGUGGGCCUUUACUGGCACUCCACACACAGAAUGCAGUGAACAUGAACUUGUUGAGUGAGGCUGAGGUUAACAAUGCACUGGCUAAUACACUUGCUGUCCAAAUGAGACUUGGCAUGUUUGAUGGUGAGCCUUCUGCACAACAGUAUGGUAACCUGGGAUUGAGAGAUGUAUGCACUGUGUCUCACCAAGAGCUUGCACUGGAAGCUGCAAGACAAGGCAUUGUUCUGCUAAAGAAUAACGGCCAUUCUCUACCUUUGUCCCACCAUCAUCGCACUGUUGCUAUCAUUGGGCCUAAUUCCAAUGUGACUUGACACCAUGAUUGGAAACUAUGCUGGUGUCCCAUGUCAAUACACAACUCCUCUCCAGGGAAUUGGCAGCUUAACGAAGACUAUUUACCAACCUGGAUGCACCAAUGUUGCUUGCUUGGAUGAUAAGUUGUUUGGUGAGGCAAUUGACACUGCAUGCCAAGCAGAUGCGACAGUUCUAGUAAUGGGGCUUGAUCAAUCUAUCGAAACAGAAGGUAGAGACAGGGUAGGGCUGCUUUUAGCAGGGCUCCAACAAGAUCUUGUGUCCCAGGUAGCCAUGGCCUCCAAGGGUCCUACCAUAGUAGUCUUGAUGUGUGGUGGUCCUGUUGACGUAUCUUUUGCACAGAAUGGCCCACACAUUUCUGCCUUUAUUUGGGUUGGGUAUCCAGGCCAAGCUGGUGGUGCGGCCAUUGCUGAUAUAUUGUAUGGAGCGACUAAUCCAGAAGGGAAGCUGCCAAUGACAUGGUACCCACAAGAGUACAUUUCAAAUUUGGCAAUGACAGAGAUGUCAAUGCGGUCAAGUUUAAAUAAAGGCUAUCCUGGAAGAACCUACAGAUUUUACAAAGGUCCUGUGUUGUACCCAUUUGGGUAUGGAAUGAGUUACACCAACUUUGUUCACACUAUAGCAAGUGCACCAACUGUUGUGGUGGUGCCUUUUGAAGACCGCCUCUCUUCUAGAAACUUGACUAUUUAUGACAAGGCAAUCAAGGUUAGCCAUGCAAAAUGUGAUCAGCUAUCAGUAAGUAUUCAAGUAGACGUUAAGAAUACUGGUUCUAGGGACGGCUCUCACACGUUGCUUGUCUUCUCUGAGCCACCAUUCGGGCAUGGGGUUCCCCACAAGCAGCUGGUAGCCUUUGAGAAAGUGCAAGUUCCAGCUGGGGCUCAGCAGCGGGUGGGAAUCAAGAUAAAUGUGUGCAAGUACCUAAAUGUAGUGGAUAACUUAGGAGUCCAAAGAAUUCCACUGGGAGAACACAAUCUUCAUGUUGGUGAUGUGAAGCACACCGUCACAAUGCAAGCUGCAACUCUUGGGGUAAGGAGCAAAACUAUGAUUUUUUAUUUAGGAUGGAAUCAAUUAUUUGCAAUUCUAUUUUUGUUUAUAUUAGUAAUGACUUGGUUGAAUCACCAGAAAUAUUUUAAAUGGAAAAAUAAAAUUAGGAGAAAAUAAAAUAAGAUAAAAAAAUGAUGAGAUUAAUUUGGUUUAAGAUUCAUUUUCACAAAAUAUGUAAUAUUUGAUUUGUAAGAAUCCUCUUAGUUCAUUAACCUGAAAUCGAAAAUGCUCACUCUUUUUUUCCUGGGUUUGGGUCCAAAACUGGUCAUUCGAUCAUGGGUUGGAUUUUACCUCAGUUCCUAGGGGGGAGACUAGGUAUAUGGCCCGGCCCAUUUGCCAUGUAUACUUCUAAUCUAUUAAUGUUUUGCUUGUACUCUUUAUUCUUCCUUUUGAUUUUGGGUUGCAUAAUUGGAUUGAAAGCACUUCUUUUUUAUU